Messenger RNA from Loa loa (African eye worm), 1434 nucleotides. RefSeq lists its product as hypothetical. Lineage: Eukaryota; Metazoa; Nematoda; Chromadorea; Rhabditida; Onchocercidae. Gene Ontology annotation, biological process: cell surface receptor signaling pathway. The record is from RefSeq and is a predicted model, not a curated record. Gene Ontology annotation, molecular function: protein binding; G protein-coupled receptor activity. Bases 1 to 1434 code for a protein of 477 amino acids. Gene Ontology annotation, cellular component: plasma membrane. The transcript has 9 exons.
AUGAAAAGAUUUAACAACUCCCCCUGCCUUUUUGCCAUUUGCAAUAUUCAUCUAAUAGUAGCAGUAAACUGUAACUGGACUCGGUGCUCUCAUUUAGCAGACACUGCUGCAGUAGACUGUUCUGGACAGCGUUUUGACAAGAUUGUACACACUGCAUGGCUAAAAGCACCUACUUCCGAAUUUUAUCCAAGCACUAUUGGAGGUCAAGUACACCUGCUCAAUUUGAGUGGGAACGCUUUCACAUCAAUCAGUUCCAGUUCUUUCUCAUCAUUAAGGCAUCCAGAAACCCUUGAAAUACUGGACAUAUCCCACAAUGUACUCAUGUUCAUAUCUCCUGGUGCCUUCAAAACUUUAUCAAAUCUUAAAAUCCUCUUAUUAAACAAUAAUCAGUUGCACGCACUAGAUCGUUUGUCAUUUGUUGAAUUGGAAUCCCUAGAAGAGCUGAGUCUAGAUUCAAAUCCGUUAUCUUCAUUUCCGGAUGGAACUUUUGCAUCGCUUAGCAAACUCCGUAGAAUAAGUAUCAUGUCGAAUCAGCUAUCAUGUGAUUGUCAAAUAGCCGAUUUACUUCGCUUUGUUAAGGAUCAGCAAGUACAAGUUUCGAAUCGGACGGUGUGCAUAUUUCCUCAUUCAUUGCGUGGAAUGGAAGUUGCAAGGCUGAAUGUGAAGACAUUGAAAAGAAGUUGUGGGAAAGGUGGUGAUUUUAAUCCGGCUGUGUUCGAUUUGGAGCCUAGUUCACGAUCAUUGAUCGUGUAUCCGGGUGAUGAGAAGAAUAUCACAUGCAAAGUAUCAAAAUCUAAUGACGUACAAAUGGAAUGGGUAAAAAACAAUGUCCCACUGGCUCAAUCUUCACGAUUAUUCACCACACAUUACAAUGACAGUGAAUUUCUAUACCUGAAACUCUGUUUGAAUCCAGUGACUUGGGAAGACGAAGGUGAUUGGACCUGCUAUGUGGAACAAGAUCGAUCGGUGUUGAGGAACACAGUACGUAUGACACCAGUUCUGGUGAACACGGUUCACUGUGUCCAGGAAUGGCAAGCGGAUGAAAAAGGUGAAAUAAUUUGGGCAUUUUCUAAGCAAGGAUUAGUUACGGCGAAAUGUCCUAACGGUCCGGCAAAUUCCAAAGCAUAUCGACGAUGUAAACACGGUAAAUGGGAAACACCAGACACAAGUCAAUGUGCCUACACUUCUCCGCUAAUUAAAUAUUUUUUGACACUGUUACAAGAUAAACGAACGUCUCAGUAUGUGAACGAAUUAUUUCGAAUAAAGAGGCGGCCAUUCAAAAUGUCUGCUUAUGAAACUCGCCUUGUUGGUUGGCUCAUAGGUAAUGCAACAGGUUUAUCCAGUCGACAGAUGCUGGCUGCACUGAAUUUUGUUUUACAGUCUGAAUUUGCCCGCACUGAACUUAACGGUAAUAGCUGCUGUUUUGCUCUAUGA